AUGACAAGAUGGGAUGGUGCGCUGGAAGCACCGCAUCUUGGUAUGGAGCAGGCACCUGUGACGCGAUACGAACAAGUGAUGCAAGCUCUGAACGAUGAGCCUGUACAGCAAGAAACAGUGGAGGUGUUGGCGCAUGCCAGCCAGACUGUACCAGGGGCGUACACGCUGCAGAUGGCGGACGCGGCGCCAAAUGAGGCACCGAACCAGGAAACUGUCGACGCUGCAGCGCAUGCUCCGACUUAUUCACAGCCGCUUGUGCAUGACUCGCACGCAUAUGCGUACGACGCUACGUAUGGUUACGACGCUGCGUACGGCUACGACGCAUCCUAUGCCUACGAUGCUACACAGUACGACGCAAACUACAUGCAUAGCGCGUAUGCAUCAAACUUUACCGGAACGGAGGACCAGGACCCUUCUGCGCUUGGAAUCCACCACGCCUACCCCAACGAGGCGCAGUACAUAUACCCACACGACCCCACCAAAGUACAGCGCUUCUCGCACAACUCUCGAUCUUCUCAAGCAAGCUCCUUGGAACAUUCUAGCUGGCAAAGCCACGAUAGCUAUGCCGAAAAGGAUCGGAAAAGCGCGGCGCAGAGUACGUACGGCACAGAGCCCGUGUACGAUGGCCCUUGGCACGCUACGUGUGGUGCGAUGUAUGGCGCCGACGAGGCGAAAACGCUUGCAGCAAUGCAUGUUGAUGCUUUGCCACAAAGAAAAUAUCAGAGCACGACGCGCAAUGUCGCACUGACAUAUGACAACCUUGUACUAAACUUCCCGAUACCCUCCAAACUCAACUCCUUUGUGCACCUGCGCGAUGCGGAGGAAUACACACACUUGCGCUACUCGGCGGUGACGUGCGGCCCCGAGAUGUUUUUGAAUAAAAACUUUACGCUGCGCCAAACUAUGUACAAUCGGCACACGGAGAUCUUUAUUGGGAUCACCAUUCACGACAAGGACGAGACCUACUUUACACGCACACUUCACGGUGUGAUGAAAAACAUCGCGCACCUGUGCGCUCUCAAAGACAGCCGCGUGUGGGGACGCUCGAGUUGGAACAAGGUUGUGGUUGCUAUUAUCGCCGAUGGGCGCGAGCAUCUUCACCCGCGCGUGCUCGACUGCCUCGCUGCGAUUGGGGUAUACCAGGAAGGCAUCGCAAAGAGCAGAGUAGACAAUGAUGAGGUGCAGGCGCAUGUGUACGAAUACACGACCCAGCUCUCCAUCGAUCGGAAGAUCCAGUUCCGCGGCGCAGAGGAUGGAAUCGUGCCCGUGCAGCUGCUCUUGUGUCUCAAGGAGAAGCGCACACACAAAAACAACUCACACCGCUGGUUCUUUGAUGCAUUUUCACGCGCACUUCAGCCCACCGUGUGUAUUUUGCUCGACGCAGGCACCAAGCCGGCUCACAAAUCCAUCUAUAAACUUUGGCGGUGCUUUGAGCGGAACGCUCGCGUUGCUGGCGCGUUUGGUGGCCUGAGCGUGGAUACAAACAAGCGUGCGGGAUUCCCUCUUGCGCUGCUGAACCCGCUCGUUGCCGCACAACAAUUUGCGUACAAGUCGAGCAAUACGCUGAAAAUGCCUACCGAGUCCGUGCUUGGACACACUUGCCCCGCGCCCGGUGCGCCCAUUGCCUAUCGGUACGCUGCGCUGCUCAAUGACCCAAUCACGGGCUCUGGCCCUCUGGCGUCGUAUUUCAAGGGCGAGGCAUAUGGAAACAAAGCAGACGCGUUUCUUUCCAACAUGUGCGCCGAGGACCUCGUCCUCAGUUUUGAGCUGGUCGCAAAGCAAAACGCGCGGUGGAUAGUACAGUAUGUGGAGUCUGCCAAAGGCAUCACCGCCGCGCCGCACCAUGUCUCGGAGUUUAUCACGCAGCAGCAGCAAUGGUCGAAUGGGCCUUUUUUAUCCACCUUGUACGCAUGGAAGCACGCCUUUCGAUUUAUGCAAUCCGCACAUUCUGGUGGGCGAAAGACGGCACUGAGUUUUGAAAUGGUGUAUUCGUUUAUCACCAUGGUCGUUGCCUGGUUUAGCGUCGCGAAUUGCUACAUUUUUUUCCGGGUGCUGACCCGCGGCAUGGAGCUGGACCGUUUUGGCUUGCAUGGGAUCCCGGUAGUAAAUGAAAUCAUGCACUUUAUUUACAUCGGCACGCUCAUUGCAUGUUUUGUCCUUGCGCUGGGCAAUCGGCCGCAGAGCAGUGAGUGGAAAUAUACGGCUGUGGUCGUCAUCUUUGCACUGCUCGCAUUGUAUAUGCUCUUUGCGGGCAUUUUCUGCAUUGUGAACCUGUUCCAGGGCGCGCCCCACUCGACGUUUGCACAGACCAUGGUGGGGUUUGUUGCGACGUACGCAGUAUACAUUGUCGGCGCAUUGCUUGCGCUUGACCCAUGGCAUCUCUUGACAUGCAGUCUCCAGUACCUUCUGCUGGUCCCUACCUAUAUCAAGUACGUUCUCUAUAUGACUAACCUCAGCGUCCUGCACAUUUAUGCAUUUUGCAAUCUGUACGAUGCAAACUUUGGCGGGUAUCGCAAAACAGACUCACCAUGCCACCUCGGCACGGCUACAUCGACAGAAAAAGGUACGGUGCAAGUCUCGUUGCCAUCCGCACAGACGGAUAUCGACGCUGCAUAUGAAGAGGCUCUCUUUCAUGUGCGGGAUGGACCAAGCUCCAGCAUGGGCCGCUCCUCGACCCAAGUGUUUGACUAUUACAAAAACGUCCGCACCAACGUUUUACUGUUGUGGUCUUUAUCGAACGCCUUGCUCGCAGGCAUUAUUCUCGAUUCGGACCUGACGCAUACGUUUGAUCCCCAAGCGAAUCUUACACGCGCACGCGUCUACGUGCUUGUCGUAUUGGUACGUAUGCUGCACAAACACUGA
Molecule: messenger RNA, 2862 nt
Organism: Malassezia vespertilionis
Lineage: Eukaryota; Fungi; Basidiomycota; Malasseziomycetes; Malasseziales; Malasseziaceae
Product: chitin synthase
Exons: 1
Coding region: 1-2862 (953 amino acids)
Cellular component (GO): cell septum; cell periphery
Molecular function (GO): chitin synthase activity
Source: RefSeq, a predicted model, not a curated record